AUGAUGAGUGAUACGCAGCCACUAUUACCAACUGCAGAUCGUUUUUCUAUUGACGAUAGCAAUAGCAAUCGAAGACGAUCGGCGAUUAACAAACUGUUCAAUUGGCGUCAAUAUUUUGCUUUCACAAAGAUUGAUCAGAAGUAUGAAAAUUUGGAUGAUGAUAAUGAUGGCACUAGAAACGAGCCAGUUAUUGGAUAUUUUCAACUGAAUAUUUCGUAUUGCGAUACAAAUUCGAUUAGUCAGUUCAGUGUCAAACUGUUCAAUAACAUCGACAAUAUGAGUAAAGCCGUUGGCUUUGAAUUAUCAAUGUUGCUUGCAGCAUUAUUUUCCAUUAUUUGCUCUUCUUGUGUUGCUCUAAUCAUCAACUGGAAAUUGACAUUUGCUAUAGCAUGUACAGUGCCGUUUGCUAUCGUCGGCUCAUAUGUAUUUUCAAAGAUUACUGUCAAAGAAUCGAGAAACGAAUUGGAUGCGUACUCAAAAGCUGGCGAGAUCGUUCAAGAAGUGUUCAGUUCUCUUCGUAGUGUGCUUUCGCUUAAUGGUGAAAAAUUUGAGGAAAAACGGUAA
This is a messenger RNA of Rotaria sordida, 564 nucleotides long. The record is from the annotation of a GenBank genome assembly. NCBI's taxonomy places the organism in Eukaryota, Metazoa, Rotifera, Eurotatoria, Philodinida, Philodinidae.